This is a messenger RNA of Penicillium odoratum, 717 nucleotides long. RefSeq names its product LOG family protein. The record is from RefSeq and is a predicted model, not a curated record. The transcript is spliced from 2 exons. Gene Ontology annotation, cellular component: cytosol. Gene Ontology annotation, biological process: cytokinin biosynthetic process. NCBI's taxonomy places the organism in Eukaryota, Fungi, Ascomycota, Eurotiomycetes, Eurotiales, Aspergillaceae. Gene Ontology annotation, molecular function: hydrolase activity, hydrolyzing N-glycosyl compounds. The coding region runs from base 1 to 717 and encodes 238 amino acids.
AUGGCCAAGGACAAACCAGCUGUCGUUUGCGUUUUCUGCGGCUCCAGUCCAGGCAAUGACCCAGUCCAUCUCGAGGUAGCUCGGGCUCUAGCCUACGAAUUUCACGAUAAAGGUGUCCAACUCGUGUAUGGGGGUGGCACUACAGGUCUAAUGGGUGAGAUUGCCAAGACGUUAGUCUCAUUGUCCGGACCGAAAGCUGUGCAUGGUAUAAUUCCGCGCGCCUUAGUUGAAGUAGCCGCGAGAAACGGUGCUGGCGAAGGCGGGUUUGCGUCUGCCACCGCAGGAGGCAAGGCUGCCGAGCGAGUAGUCUCGGAAACGUUAGUUGGAAACGAGAUACCAGAAUCGAAAUUCGGCAUCACGACAAUCGUGCCCGAUAUGCAUACGCGCAAGCGGCUAAUGGCAACGAAGGUGCUCGAGGGCGGACCUGGGUCUGGGUUCGUGUCAUUGGCUGGCGGAUAUGGAACAAUUGAGGAGGUCAUGGAGAUGACAACGUGGAACCAGUUAGGUAUCCAUCGUGUUGGUAUUGUGUUAUUGAAUAUCAAUGGCUACUGGGAUGGUCUUCUGGCGUGGGUGCGCGCCGCCGUUCAACAGGGUUUUAUCAAUGGCGGGAAUGGCGCUAUCCUGACGGAGGCACAUGACGUGAAGGACGUGUUGGUCAAGCUGGCUGAAUAUAAAUGCAGCUCUGACCGGUACCAAUUGAAGUGGGGGGAGGAAUGA